Nestor notabilis (Kea) is the source of this 5280-nucleotide messenger RNA. It is a transcript of the gene ADGRL2, whose product is annotated as latrophilin 2. Gene Ontology annotation, molecular function: G protein-coupled receptor activity; carbohydrate binding. Gene Ontology annotation, cellular component: neuron projection; membrane. Gene Ontology annotation, biological process: cell surface receptor signaling pathway; adenylate cyclase-activating G protein-coupled receptor signaling pathway; brain development. The transcript has 21 exons. The record is from RefSeq and is a predicted model, not a curated record. NCBI's taxonomy places the organism in Eukaryota, Metazoa, Chordata, Aves, Psittaciformes, Psittacidae. The annotation marks the transcript as partial.
GUGCAACAACCGAACACAGUGUAUAGUAGUUACUGGAUCAGAUGUAUUUCCUGAUCCUUGUCCUGGAACAUACAAGUAUCUAGAAGUUCAGUAUGAAUGUGUUCCUUACAUGGAGCAAAAAGUUUUUGUUUGCCCGGGGACGUUGAAAGCAAUUGUGGACUCACCGUAUUUAUAUGAAGCUGAACAAAAAGCAGGUGCUUGGUGCAAAGAUCCUCUUCAGGCUGCAGAUAAAAUAUACUUCAUGCCAUGGACUCCAUAUCGCACCGAUACUUUGAUAGAAUAUGCUUCUUUAGAGGACUUCCAAAAUGGACGCCAGCAGACGACGUACAAACUCCCGAAUCGAGUGGAUGGCACUGGAUUUGUAGUGUAUGAUGGCGCUGUCUUUUUUAACAAGGAAAGAACUAGGAACAUAGUAAAAUUCGAUUUGAGGACUAGAAUUAAGAGUGGAGAGGCCAUAAUCAAUUAUGCUAAUUACCAUGACACCUCUCCAUACCGAUGGGGGGGAAAGACUGAUAUUGACUUGGCAGUUGAUGAAAAUGGCUUAUGGGUAAUUUAUGCUACGGAGCAAAACAAUGGGAUGAUAGUACUUAGCCAGCUGAAUCCCUACACCCUGCGUUUCGAAGCCACUUGGGAAACGACAUACGACAAGCGGGGAGCAUCCAAUGCUUUCAUGAUAUGUGGUGUCCUGUAUGUAGUGCGGUCAGUGUAUCAGGACAAUGAGAGUGAGACCGGCAAGAAUGCCAUUGAUUACAUCUACAACACCCGGUUAAGCAGAGGCGAGCAUGUGGACAUUCCUUUCCCCAACCAGUACCAGUACAUCGCCGCAGUGGAUUACAACCCCAGAGACAACCAGCUGUAUGUGUGGAAUAACAACUUCAUUCUGCGAUAUUCUUUGGAGUUUGGCCCCCCUGAUCCUGCCCAAGAGAGAUUCUGUGAACCGACUGAGGCCAGAGGGAUUAGCUGGCCUCAGACACAAAGAGGAAUGAUGGUUGAACGCCCUUGCCCCAAAGGAACAAGAGGAACUGCCUCGUAUCUCUGCGUGGUCUUAACGGGAAUGUGGAACCCCAAAGGCCCUGAUCUUAGCAACUGCACCUCACACUGGGUAAAUCAGCUGGCUCAGAAGAUCAGAAGUGGAGAAAAUGCUGCUAGUCUGGCCAAUGAACUGGCUAAACACACCAAAGGACCUGUCUUUGCUGGCGAUGUUAGUUCGUCAGUGAGGCUGAUGGAGCAGCUUGUGGACAUUUUGGAUGCUCAGCUGCAGGAACUGCGGCCCAGUGAAAAAGACUCUGCUGGAAGGAGUUAUAACAAGCUCCAAAAACGUGAGAAGACAUGCAGGGCUUACCUUAAGGCAAUUGUGGAUACAGUGGACAACCUGCUCAGGCCUGAAGCUCUGGAGUCCUGGAAGGACAUGAAUUCUUCAGAACAAGCCCAUGCAGCCACAAUGCUACUUGAUACGUUAGAAGAAGGGGCUUUUGUCUUGGCUGAUAAUCUCUUAGAACCAACUAGAGUCUCAAUGCCUACAGAAAAUAUCGUUUUGGAUGUUGCAGUGCUCAUUACUGAGGGCCAGGUGCAGGACUUGAAAUUUCCUCAGGGCAGUAAAGGAGGGAACUCUAUUCAGCUCUCUGCAAGCACCGUGGGAUUUUUUUCUUCUAUAGGAUUAGCAAAACUGGUUUUCAUCAUUUACAAAAGUUUGGGACGUUUUCUCAGUACGGAAAAUGCAACCAUAAAGUUAGGCAGCGACUUUGCUGGGCGGAAUAGCACUAUCGCAGUCAACUCCCACGUCAUUGCAGCCUCUAUCAACAAGGAGUCUAGCCGGGUGUACCUGACUGAUCCUGUGCAUUUUACGCUGGAACACAUUGAUCCUGACAAUUAUUUCAAUGCAAAUUGUUCCUUCUGGAACUACUCAGAGAGAACUAUGAUGGGAUACUGGUCAACUCAAGGCUGCAAACUGGUUGACACAAAUAGAACUCAUACAACAUGUGCUUGCAGUCACCUAACCAACUUUGCAAUUCUUAUGGCUCAUCGGGAAAUUGUGUACAAAGAUGGAGUGCACGAAUUGCUCCUCACUGUCAUCACCUGGGUGGGAAUUGUCAUCUCUCUUGUUUGCCUGGCCAUCUGCAUCUUCACAUUCUGUUUUUUCCGUGGCCUGCAAAGUGAUCGUAACACUAUUCACAAGAACCUUUGUAUCAACCUAUUCAUUGCUGAGUUCAUUUUCCUAAUAGGCAUCGAUAAGACAGAGUACAAGAUUGCAUGUCCAAUAUUCGCAGGUCUGUUACACUUUUUCUUCCUGGCAGCCUUUGCCUGGAUGUGUCUAGAAGGAGUGCAGCUUUAUCUAAUGUUAGUAGAAGUAUUUGAAAGUGAAUAUUCUAGGAAGAAGUACUAUUAUGUUGCUGGCUACCUCUUCCCUGCUACAGUCGUUGGUGUCUCAGCAGCUAUUGACUAUAAGAGCUACGGAACAGAGAAAGCUUGCUGGCUUCAUGUAGAUAACUAUUUUAUUUGGAGUUUCAUUGGACCUGUUACCUUUAUUAUUCUGUUGAAUCUUAUCUUCCUGGUGAUCACAUUGUGCAAAAUGGUGAAGCACUCAAACACUUUGAAACCAGACUCUAGCAGGUUGGAAAACAUUAAUAAUUACCGUGUUUGUGAUGGCUACUAUAAUACGGACUUACCUGGAUCCUGGGUCCUGGGUGCAUUUGCUCUCCUGUGUCUCCUUGGCCUAACAUGGUCAUUUGGCCUGCUGUUUAUCAAUGAGGGGACUGUUGUGAUGACGUAUCUCUUCACAGUAUUUAAUGCUUUCCAAGGAAUGUUUAUUUUCAUCUUUCAUUGUGCCCUUCAAAAGAAAGUACGUAAGGAAUAUGGCAAAUGCUUCCGACAUUCCUACUGCUGUGGUGGACUACCAACUGAGAGUCCCCACAGUUCAGUGAAGGCAUCAACAACAAGAACUAGUGCCCGCUAUUCCUCUGGCACUCAGAGUCGUAUAAGGAGGAUGUGGAAUGACACUGUGAGAAAACAAUCUGAAUCGUCUUUUAUCUCAGGUGACAUCAACAGCACUUCAACACUUAAUCAAGGAAUGACUGGCAAUUACCUACUAACAAACCCUCUUCUUCGACCACACGGCACUAACAACCCCUAUAACACAUUGCUCGCUGAAACAGUUGUAUGUAAUGCCCCUUCAGCUCCUGUGUUUAACUCACCAGGACAUUCACUGAACAAUGCCAGGGAUACAAGUGCCAUGGAUACUCUACCGCUAAAUGGUAAUUUCAACAACAGCUACUCAUUGCGCAAUGGAGACUAUAAUGACAGUGUGCAAGUUGUAGACUGUGGACUAAGCCUGAAUGAUACUGCUUUCGAGAAAAUGAUCAUUUCAGAAUUAGUGCACAACAACCUGCGGGGCAGCAGCAAGAACCACAACCUGGAGCGCACGCUGCCGGCCAAAGCUGUGAUUGGCGGGAGCAGUAGCGAAGAUGACGCCAUCGUGGCAGAUGCCUCAUCUUUGAUGCACAGUGACACCCCUGGGCUGGAGCUCCACCACAAAGAGCUUGAGGCCCCGCUCAUUCCUCAGCGGACUCACUCCCUUCUGUACCAGCCCCAGAAGAAAGUGAAGACUGAGGGAACGGACAGCUACGUCUCACAGCUGACAGCCGAGGCUGAUGACCACCUCCAGUCCCCCAACAGAGACUCUCUUUACACGAGUAUGCCCAAUCUCAGAGACUCUCCGUAUCCAGAGAGCAGCCCCGACGUUGAAGAAGAUCUUUCUCCCUCCAGGAGGAGUGAAAAUGAGGACAUUUACUACAAGAGCAUGCCAAACCUAGGAGCUGGCCAUCAGCUUCAGAUGUACUAUCAAAUCAGCAGGGGUAAUAGCGACGGCUAUAUAAUUCCCAUUAACAAGGAAGGAUGUAUUCCAGAAGGGGACGUUAGAGAAGGACAAAUGCAACUAGUGACAAGCCUUUAAUAGUGUAGCAAAGAAAUAUUAAAGGCCACAUACAAGUAUUAAAAAGACUUAAUUGGCCCCAUGCAGGCUCCCUCAUAUCUGCUUGAAGAGACAAUUCUGUUGACCCUGUGGUUCUCCAGUAACGGGGAUGACUGGACCUCGCAGUUCUGUGAAUUUUUAUAAAACAAAAACUUUGUAUAUACACAGAGUAUACUAAAAUGAAUUAUUUGUUACAAAGAAAAGAAAUACCAAACAAGGUAUUUUAAGAUAUCUUCUGCUGCUGAAUUUAACAAAAUUGUGAAGAAAAAAAAAAAAAGAUAAAUAAACACUUCCCAGCCAUUUUACUGCAGCAGUUUGUGAACUAAAUUUGUAAAUAUGGCUGCACCAUUUUUUUUUUCUAGGCCUACAUUGUAUUAUAUACAAGGCGUAGGCUCUAAAAUCCUGUGGGACAAAUUUACUGUACCUUACUAUUCCUGACAAGACUUGCAAAAGCAGGAGAGAUAUUCUGCAUCAGUUUGCAGUUCACUGCAAAUCUUUUCCAUUAGGGCAAAGAUUGAAUACAUGUCUAACCACUAGCAAUCAAGCCACAGGCCUUAUUUCAUAUAUUUCCUCAACUGUACAAUGAACCGUUCUCAUGAAAAAAAAUGGCUAAAGAAAUUAUAUUUUGUUCUAUUGCUAGGGUAAAAUAAAUGCAUUUGUGUCCAACUGAAAUAUAAUUGUCAUUAAAAAAUAAUUUUAAAGAGUUUGAAGAAAAUAUUGUGAAAAGCUCUUGGUUGCACAUAUGUUAUAAGCUGUUUUUGUUACACUCUGUUCAUAGUACGGUAGUAUGUUUAAAUGCAAGUUCUACCCGUUUUCACUUAUUUUUCACUGUAAACAGUGUUCUGCUUUGACAAGUUAGUUUUUAUUCUUACAUUUUGAAUUUUUAUUGCCAAAAACCAUAAUUUGGGGGAAAAUUGUUUUAAAAGCCAAUUAUGCCAAACCUUGCACAAAUUUGAUAUAGCUAACGAAGAUUGUAACUCAAUUCCCUGUUCAUUCUUUAAUCAAUCCAGGGUUGGGUGGUAAGGGGUAAAGGGGACACUGGACACUUCUCACAAGCUUUCUCGUGAAUAAAAGGUGCCUGUCCUUUAAAAAAAAUAAAUAAAACAUAACUAUUACUCGUCCAUAUUCCUUCUGCCUAUAUUUAGUAAUUAAUUUAUUUUAUGAUAAAAAUCUAAUGAAAUGUAAAUUGUUUCAACAAAAUUCUGCUUUUUUCAUCCCUUUGUGUAAACCUGUUAAUAAUGAGCCCAUCACUAAUAUCCAGUGUAAAGUUUAACACCUGUUUGACAGUAAAUAAAUGUGAAUUUUUUUCCAAA